ACUAGAGACGUGGUACCGGGGCGAGGGAAGGGUGAGCAUGUUUGUAGAUCUUGCCCAUAGGGGACCAGUCGUCCCGAGUUGUAAUAGGAAAUUAGUGUAGGGGUGAGUUUUUUGUGUGAAUCCCGCUGGCUAUAAAGGAGGAUGUGAAACAAGGAAGUCUAUCGAUUGAAAUUUGAGACAAAGAAAGGCAAAGGUAACGGGUGACUCCUCGCGUCUUCGAGGAGCGUGCGACCUCACCGCCGCCGUCCAUGCCCCCACCCUGCCCUUGCCCCCUAGCUUACACCAUAUGUGUCUAGCGGCUUCUGCUGCUUUGUCGCGCCACCCGCCUCCUCCCCCAACCUCUCGACCACUCCAUCCCCAAUCAUCUGCAUCGUGACGUCGGCGCCCUCAAUGUCGCACAACUGUCAUCUGCCACCGUACUGGUAGACGACGACCCCUCCGCCCUUCCCGACUCUCCGGCUUGUUGUCUCGUCCGUCCGUCACCUCUGUAUCACGGCCGCCGUCGCGAAUCCCUCUUCUAGCGCCGCCGGAUGCCGUCGUCAUCGUCUUCGGUGCCGCCCAGGCCGGAGAAUGUCCAGGACGUCACGGCUGAUGCGAUCAACGGAUUCCCUGUGCUCAAUUCUGGCAGCGGCGCCGGAGGCCAUGGGCAUGGGCACGCGACUGCCGGAACGUAUGUGCGGCCCUCCCUGGCCGCCCCAUUGCCUUCGCCGACGGCGCGCGCCAUCGCCGGCUACGGCUACGGCUACGCAGCCAACACCGGCUUCAACGCCGCGAACGCAAUGGCGGCACGUUCUCCCGGUCCCGGUGGAGAACCAGGGACAAACUCGCUGGAGCUGCUCAUGCACUUGGCCGGAUGGAAUAACCACCCGCCAUGGGCACAGAGCUAUGCGGGCAUGUCCCCGCGGGGCCAGCCGCUAGUCCUCUCUCCCUCCGCCACGUCCCCCGGGUGGGCACCGUCGUCGUUCGCCCCCGGGGCUCUGGCGGGAACAAGUGGCGGCAGCAGCAGCAGUUUUGGCGGCCGUGGCGCUGUCGCCGUCCAAAGCGGCGCCGUGGCCCGUAGGUACGAUCUCGGUCCCGGCAGUUGGAGCGCGGGCCGCGGCAAACCACCAAACGUGAGUCAGCUACAGAUUACUGCGGCCGCAACCGCCGCCACCGGAUCAUGCUCAACCAGCAAGACGAAGUCGUCGCCACUUGGAGGCGGCAACACAGAACAAGAACGCCUGACCCCCGUGCUUGCAAUGCCGACUACCCAGGGGAAGGUUGCCGCGGCGAGGAUUGGCCGCGUCAGGAAGCGCGCGCCCAAGAAUGGCAUCAUCGACAGCAGUGCGGCGCCGUCCAGGAACCUGAGGCACAGGGCCGCCAACAAGCAGCGAACGGCCAAAGACGCAGCCGCCGGCGUUGACGAGAGCCCCGCCGCCAACGCCAGGCGCGUCGACAACCAGCCUGCUGGCGGCCCGGCAAAAUCCGCCGCAAGCGCGGACGCGCGAAACAACGAUAUUCAGAUCGUCCCUUCUCCGCCGCCGGCACGCAAUGGCAGGAAGAGGAAGCAGAACGCUUCCGCUGCGUCAUCGAGAUGCAGCAGCCUGGCCACCAGGAGGAGCGGCACGGACGCGGUGGCGCCAGCGACGAAGAAGCACACCAUCCUGACGUGGCUCAUCGACGGCGGCUUCGUGUCCGACGGAGAGACGGUGUUGUAUGUUCCAGGAGGGGACGGCGGCGCGGGCGCGGAGAAGGUGGUGUCGGGCGCGGUGACCCGGGCCGGCGUCCACUGCAGCUGCUGCGACGGCGUGGUGCCGCUGCCGGUGUUCGAGGCCCACGCCGGGGCGCGGCGGCGCGACCCGGGCCCCGGGCAGCGGCAGCCGUGGGAGAAGCUCCUGCUCGUGUCCGGCAACUCCCUCCUGCGGUGCAUGCAGGAGGCGUGGGAGAUGGAGAAAGUGAGGACCUUCCAUGCGCAGGCCAAGGUGAGGGCCGCGCUGGAGCAGGAGGAGGACAAGUGCUCGCAGGCCAAGAGGAGGCUCCUCGCCAAGCAUCUGAAGAAGGGGGUGGUCGUCGAGAGGAUCAUGUCUCCUAGGAUGGAGAAGAUAAAGGCAGGCGAGAAGGACUCCAGCGACGACGCCUGCGGCGUCUGCGCCGACGGCGGGGAGCUCCUCUGCUGCGACUCCUGCACCUCCACCUUCCACCCGGAGUGCCUCGCCAUCAAGGUACCAGAGGGCUCGUGGUCGUGCCACUACUGCCGGUGCGUGCUGUGCAUGUCAAACGAUGACCUGCAGGGCCUGUCCACAUGCCAGCAGUGUGCUCGCAAGUACCACGAGAGCUGCCGUCCAUUGCCGGGGAACGGGUGCGACAUCGGCACGUACUGUGGCGAGACCUGCAAGAAGCUCUUUUCUCAGUUAGCACAAGUGACAGGCGUGACGAACCCUACCGGGGAUGGUUUUUGGUGGGCGCUCUUGAGGAUUCAGAAAGAUGAACCGGCCAGCUCCGAGGAAAUGCCUGCCGUUCUCGAGCGCAACGUGAAGCUUGCGGUGGCGCUGGGCGUGUUCAACGAGUGCUUCAACCCGGUGAAGGAUCGGCGCACCAAGAUCGAUAUGCUCCACCAAGCUGUGUAUAGCCUUGGGUCUCAAUUUAAGCGGCUAAGCUACGAAGGGUUCUACACCAUGGUUCUGGAGAAGGAUGGAGAGAUCGUUUCAGCAGCCCUGCUGAGGAUCCAUGGCACACAAGUCGCGGAGAUGCCUUUCGCAGGCACGCUGCCAGCUUACCGGAAACAAGGAAUGAUGCGUCGCCUGGUCAGUGCUGUGGAGCAGGUGCUGGCGUCAGUGCAAGUGGAGAAGCUGGUGAUACCUGCCAUAGAUUCUCUGGUGGACACAUGGAAGAGGUCCUUCUUCUUCAGGCCCGUGGAUCCCCAGCUGAGGGAGGAGCUCAAGAGGCUGAGCCUGGUGGUGAUCACCGGCACCACCCUGCUCCACAAACCCAUCGUUCCGCUGCCGCCGCCACGUCCACCGUCGCCCCAACAAGCGGGGAGUCCAGAGGCAUGGUGGCGCAAGUACGCGGACCCGUCGGCGCGCCUGACCGACGACGAGCGGGCGUUCCUGGAGAUGGACGUCGACACGGCGCCGCCCUUCCGCUACACCGACCUGGUCACAGGCAACGUGUCUCUGCACAGGUUCUGUCAAGCCGGGAGCUCGUCGUCGGCCUGCGCCGCUGCCGUGUCCACAGGGAGAGCGAGCGGCAGCGCUGCACCGCCUCCGGGUCCGGGAGCAUUUGCGGUGCAGCCGGGCGGCUGGCGUUCUUGCCGCAAGGCUGCGAGCGCGAUGGCUCCCCAGCCCAGCUACGCGCGCGGCGGCGGGCGCAGCGGUAUACUCCAUGGCAUGAAGUGACCGAUCCACCCCCUGCCCUCGGCGCUGGGCAGGGCUUGCUGCAGCUCUGUGGACUGUGGUGUAAUUCAGCUCUGAGCCUCUGACUCUGAGAAUGAAGAUGAUGCGGAAUUGCGGACAUACUCUGACAGUCUCAUGUACCAGUACUCGAUCCAUCUCAGCAUUUAGACCUGGAUAAUAUCGAUACUAGCGACAUUCCGUAGUGUAAUGCUUGUGAUUGGUUUAAGAUUUGGAGUUGACUAGAGAACUAAAUGCUUUACUUCAGAGGAUUUUGGUGGUGAAUGGUGAUCAGCUGCGUACUCUGCAAUCUUCAUAUACCAUUUGUUUG
Messenger RNA from Zea mays, 3699 nucleotides. Its product is annotated as Acyl-CoA N-acyltransferase with RING/FYVE/PHD-type zinc finger protein. NCBI's taxonomy places the organism in Eukaryota, Viridiplantae, Streptophyta, Magnoliopsida, Poales, Poaceae. The record is from RefSeq and is a predicted model, not a curated record. The transcript is spliced from 9 exons. Bases 531 to 3374 code for a protein of 947 amino acids. Gene Ontology annotation, cellular component: nucleus. Gene Ontology annotation, molecular function: transcription corepressor activity; acyltransferase activity, transferring groups other than amino-acyl groups. Gene Ontology annotation, biological process: regulation of transcription by RNA polymerase II; negative regulation of DNA-templated transcription.